CCGGUAAAGACCUGCCAAAACAGACAGGAAAUUAUUCACUGCAGACAAAAGAUGCCGCUACUCCGGGCGUGAUAGAUAAAUCAAUUUCGGCUUCACUAUUUGACUAUUUUAUUUAGCCUAGCAGGAGGAGUAGCUUACGCUAGCUCACACAGUUGGCUACCGCGUUUAAAAGAAAUAAUUUCUUCGUAAAGUAUUGCUUGGCAAUAUAACGUAACAUCAAAGAGAGACAAUGACAUGACGAGGAGAUAGGAAACCUGGCUUUGUUGCACGAGAAGGCUGCUUUUCCAACCUCUCUAGCCGGUGGCCUGCUGUAGCCAUGACGAUGCCUCAUUCCCAGCGUUGUUUGGGUCCAAAAGUUUACCCAGAGGUGCCCGAUGGCGGCUGGGGCUGGGCUGUGGCCAUGGCCUUCUUCGUGGUGGAGGUCUGCACCUAUGGGACCCUCAAGAGCCUGGGGGUCUUCCUCCAGGAUCUGAUGGAAGAGUUUGGGGAGAGCAACAGCCGAGUGUCCUGGGUUAUUUCCAUCUGUAUCUUCAUCUUUACCUUCACUGCCCCCCUGUCCACGAUGCUGAGCAACCGCUUCGGCUGCCAACGCGUGGUGAUGAUGGGAGGCUUCCUCAUCAGCCUGGGAACCAUCAGCUCCGCCUUCACCAACUCCAUCAACGAGAUGUACAUCACCAUCGGUGUUGUCUCAGGCCUCGGCUACUGCUUCAGCUUCCUUCCGACCGUCACCAUCCUCGCCCAGUACUUCUCCAGACGCCGGGCCCUCGUCACCUCCGUCGCGUCCUCGGGGGAGUCCUUUGCUUUAUUCACAUUUGCUCCAGCCUUCACUGUACUGAAGGAACACAUUGGCUGGCGCUACUGUCUGGUCAUCCUCGGCACCGUCCAGGCGUCUGUGAUCGCCUGCGGGCUUCUCCUCCGUCCAAUCAUCAUUGAGCCAAAGGCUGCAAAGGAGGACAGUGAAUCAGACAAAGAGUCUCUCUACCUGAAGCAGAUGCAGACUGCUUACGAGCUGGAGAACGAGCAAACCAGGACCUCCAUCAGUUCAGGGGUCUCCCAGGGUUCAGGGGACUCGGGUGUCACGUCCCUCUCUGCUUCAGACGGAGACCUGAGGACUGCAGGGGCUGAAAGCAAGGCUGUGGAGUGGGAGGUGCAGGACAAAGACUGCAGGGAGCCGUCUCUGUCCACAUUUCUCACCCCAGGCGAGGACAUGGAUGAGGCAGGUCCUCUCCAUCCUUCCAGACCCAAACUUCUGGACUUCUCUGUCCUUAAAGACGGGGCCUUUAUCUGUUACUCCCUGUUUGGCUUGUUUGCCACACUGGGCUUCUUCGCCCCGCAGCUCUACAUCAUCGAGCUGAGUAAGAGCCGGGGCGUGGAGCCCGGCAUGGCGUCCUACAUGCUCUCUGUGAUGGCCGUGGCCGAGAUCUUCGGCCGGCUGUCCAUCGGGCUGGUGUUGAACAGGGUCCGGUGCAGGAAGACCUUGGUGCUGCUGGGCUGUGUGGUUCUGCUGUGCCUGGUGCUGGUGGCCUUCACUGUAGUGUGGGAGUUCUGGGGCCUGGUGGUCUGCUGCGCCCUCUACGGCUACUUCAUGGGCACCGUGGGCUCCACUCACAUCCCCAUGCUGGCGGAGGAAGACGUGGUAGGCAUCCAGAAGAUGUCUUCCUCUGUGGGAGUGUAUGUCUUCAUCCAGAGCUUUGCUGGGCUGGCAGGGCCCCCCCUCGGAGGUGUGCUGGUGGAUGUCACCAACAACUACGGCGCUGCCUUCUACUCCUGCGCGGUGGGCAUGGGCCUCAGCGCCGUCUGCCUGGCGCUGGUCGGCCCCGCCAAGUCUGCCAUGUGCCAAAGACAGAGCGUAGACCGAGAGAAAGACAGGAGCAGAGACGAAGAGGAGAAGAUGUCUCAGGACAGCGGCCAGGCCGACUUUUUGGAGGUGGACUUGGCCCUGGACUACAGUCCGGUCCCACAGGCCGGGGAUCAGGACAACGCCUCUGUUACAGGAAGCUGACCACACCAUGUAGUGCCGGAGUUUUCUCUGAAGAACAAACCCAGUUGGACUGGUUCGUCCUGCUGCUUUCAUGUUGUGUAAUCCUCGAGACCCUGAAAGCUUGAUCUGGACCAAGUACCAUCCCCUCCGACGAACACACACAACGAAGCAAAAA
Molecule: messenger RNA, 2156 nt
Organism: Etheostoma spectabile (orangethroat darter)
Lineage: Eukaryota; Metazoa; Chordata; Actinopteri; Perciformes; Percidae
Gene: slc16a6b
Product: solute carrier family 16 member 6b
Exons: 6
Coding region: 317-2002 (561 amino acids)
Biological process (GO): monocarboxylic acid transport; transmembrane transport
Molecular function (GO): monocarboxylic acid transmembrane transporter activity
Source: RefSeq, a predicted model, not a curated record